AUGGUCAAGCCAGAUUUCGAACGCGAUUACUAUGCCGAUCUCGAACUCCCAUCCAUGUCCGAGAUCGAAGUGGUCAAAAAGCAAUUCAAGAAGCUCGCUCUUAAGUAUCAUCCAGAUCGCAACAUUGGCAACGAAGAACUAUCGAAGGAUAAGUUUGUGCUCAUCCAAACAGCCCAUGAGAUCUUGACCGACCCCUCGCAAAAAGCAAAGUACGAUGCCCACCGCGCGCGCUUGGGGCGAUGGAGCGCCGCCUACGGCGGUGCGUCAGGCGUCAGAGGCAACCCAUACAUGAAUACCUCUCAAGAUAUAAACUCGAAGUUUGGCGCACCUCCGCAGAGACGACCUCCGAUGCCCACCCGGCCGACUACCACAGCCAGCACCGGGGGAGCUUCAAGAUACUCGCAAUGGCAGGCAAAGCCAAAGACGAAGACGGAGUCAAUGAGGGAACAAUCGAAAUCGGAGGCUUGGGAAAGGUCCAGGGCAUCAAAUCCGCAAACUGCCUACGGGGCAACGCGCCCGGUCCCACCGAGACCGAGAGAUGCUCCUCCGACCCCGAGGAGCGCGGCUCAGGAAAGACGGCAACAGGCUGCCUUUGGUGGAAACUCAACAAGGAAGACAGGAUUUACACCAUCAUCACCAACAGGCGACGAACCGCCGGUUAAAAAUCAUCACUACAACACGUACACAGCCUCAGGGAGCACCUCAGCAGCCGGCGCUGCCCCUACUGACAAACCUCGGCCGACGUCUGAGUACGUUGACCCACUGACCCAACAAUUCGGCGACACCUUCUUGGAUAAUCGGCAGAGCACGCCUUAUGCUACCAAUGUGGGGGAAAAGUUUAACCCAUUCGAGCCUCUGAACGUCAACCGGGCCAAGAGCAUGAAGGACAACGCGCGCAAGAAUCCCGCUGAGGCGCCGCCUGCACCUCCUAAUCGCCAACGAAGUGCCAGCGUGGGUUCUGACGGUUUCCGACGAUCGAGCAAUGAGAAGCCGCCAUAUCAUGAGACAGCCACCAACCCCCGCUUUCCAGCUCAAUCAAAGGCCAGCGCCCGGUACAGCCCCCGAACUGCCCAGCCGCCUGACUCCGCACCACCGACUACGGCUGGGUUUGGCGGAGCCGCCACCAGCUCUACCUCAUCAGUCAAUAGUAGCGCAAACGCCACAGUAAACGGAGGAGCUUCUGCUCAGGCCAAGCCUGGCCCCAAGGUUUUCGCGGUGCCCGACGACGAUGACGACCCGACCUCUCCCAUCCAAACAGCCCGGUUCGCGAGACACAGCGCCGAUAAUAUCAAUACGAAGUUUGUCGCCGAAGACAAGGGUAGGUUUGAGUUCAGCGCUGGGAGUGAUUUUGAGGCUUCGCCCAGCUCUCCGCUAGAUAAUGCCUUUACGAGAGCGAGACGCCGUGGCCGACAAUCCCCACUGCGACAAGAUUCCGGGACCUCAUACGAAGCAUUUACCAAUGCAUCCCCGAAACCAGCAGCAGCCAUGCCUCAGCAAGAGGCUGCUCCGAAGCUGAGUGCCUUCGAUGCCAAGAAGUGGGAGGAAUUGAGCAAGGUCAACAUCUUUAAUCCAACAGCGGCUCAGAGGUCAUCAGUGUCACCUACUCGACCAGUCAAACCUCUCAAGAAGACUCGGGGCGGAGGAGUUCGCCUAACAGCAGGACCGGCUGGAAUGGCAGAGGAGGACGAUAGUAGUGGUGAGGACCGAGCACAGGCAGGUACCGGAAGAGCCAACGCCAGUGGUCCCAAAAGCCCCAACGCCAUGGAUAUCGACCCUCCCGUUUCUGAAACGACAGCUCAACAACCGCCUGCGGCCAACGAAGCCCGACCCAUCCCUGUUGAACCGACGAAGCCGGAGUGGCGAGCUGGCCAUGUUGGCACCACUGCAACCGCUGCUCCGCCUCUGCCUCCAAAGGUCAACGGUACACAGAAGAUGCCCAAAGUGAACCCAACUCACGCAGGGUCCGAAGACACGGACGACUUUAUGAGACCGAAUGUGUUUGCAGACUUUGAGAAUGUUGCGCCUUUCAGCCAGAAAGCAACAGGACUGAACUCAUUUGCCGAUUUGGGCCAAAGCCUGCCAUUCCAAUCCAGACCCUCAGCCACAAUUCCCAUACCUCAGAUGAAGCCUACGCCGCUUUCCUGUCCACCUGUUCCCCAAGCACCCAAAGUUCCGACAACACUUGCUUUUGGCGGUGUCAAGUUAGGGAGCCCAGCUUGGAAUACAUAUACCAAGGAGUUUGAGGCCUACAUGAUUGCUUGGUCUCAAUGGAACGGCACGAUGUUGACACACUUUUCUACACGCCAGGCUCAACAAAACUCGGCGGGCUUCUCAUGGGUCAGUGCUAUGGGUGACAAUGGUUAUCAGGAAUAUGUCAACUCGCUGGAGCAGGACAAGCCACUCAGACAAAAGUGGCUAGCCGCAUGCGAGAACCAUGAGCUGCAGUUCAAAGAGUUUCAGAAGAUGCGGCAGGGGUUGAUGAGGAAUUAG
Messenger RNA from Podospora anserina S mat+, 2490 nucleotides. RefSeq lists its product as uncharacterized. The transcript is spliced from 4 exons. Gene Ontology annotation, cellular component: cytoplasm. Bases 1 to 2490 code for a protein of 829 amino acids. The record is from RefSeq and is a predicted model, not a curated record. Lineage: Eukaryota; Fungi; Ascomycota; Sordariomycetes; Sordariales; Podosporaceae.